Messenger RNA from Paramuricea clavata, 6332 nucleotides. The record is from the annotation of a GenBank genome assembly. Lineage: Eukaryota; Metazoa; Cnidaria; Anthozoa; Malacalcyonacea; Plexauridae.
CCGCCAUAUUGGAAACUAAGAAAAUGAAAUUAAAUGAUUUGCAGUCUUUUUUUGAUUUUUAAUUCACCAAAAUACUUUGUGACUAAAGACGAUUACAUUAUGUAGCAUUAUUUGUAAUUUAUAGAAAAAAUAUUUGAAAAUUUGAAGGUUGUUUCUAAAUAUUUUGAAAGAAAAUAAUUGUGCAUACAAAUUUGUACCCAGCAUUCCACGCGAGCUCAGUUGCGUGCUUCGUAGGAAGAAUCUUCGUCCUUGCACGAAGAAUCUUGUUUUUGUGCGAAAUGUCUACGAAGAAAAAAGAUUUAGACUCCAAAAAGAAACGCAAAAGAGUUGUCGUUGAAUCUGAAAGCGAUGGUGAUGAUAGCGACGAAGACCUAGAAGAGGUAUGCGGUUCUAAAACGUUUACCUUCCUGGGAAGCAUCCCAAAAGGAGAAAAUUGAACUUGUAUAUUUAUAAAAGUUGAUAUAGAAUUAGUAUAUUAGAGUGUUUAUAUACAGUCUUGUGCUCAGCUCGAAAAGUGGAAAGAUUAAGUUUAAUUUAUUUUAACUGUUAGAAGAGAAGCUCAGGGUAGAGUAGAGUAGAUUAGAGUAGACUAAGAGUUAAGUUUAAUCCAAAUUCUUGUACCCUAGGAGUUGCUUUCACUUGCAAAGAGAGCUCGAACUCAACAGCAAGAGUCUACUCCUCAACCUACCAAACAAAACACGGAAUCGGACAGUGACAGUGAAUCAUCUGAAGGCAGUGAUGACGAGGUUUGGAUAAUUUUAAAUCUGGUUCUAGUAAUGGUUUGAAUAUUGGAGGAAUUUGUUUGACACUUCUAUUUGAAUCAAGCAGUCAGCAAAAUAUUUAUUUAUUUUACUCGUUUAUUUUGCUCAUUAAUGUAAAUAUUUAUUCGAGUUUAUAUUGCAAUGAAAACAAUGAUGGAUUUUCUUGGGGGUGGUGUUCACCACUGUAAACGUUCACCACAGGGUUUGUCCAACUUUGUGGCAUUUCCCUUAUCAUCUUUUGGGUCGAUAGGUAGAGGCUUCCCAGAUUAUGAAAGCAUUCUACAUAGUCAACUUUACUUUACAACAUAAUUUUUGCAAAUCUAAGAUUGAUCCUCUCCUACCACCAGCUCAGGCAUUGGACCUUGUAAGGGUCGGGAUAUACCGAAGCUUUCUCAGUGAUGAUGCACCCCAUCUUGUGUGAUGAUGGUACCCUGGCUCAGGGCCGCCGAGGGGGGGCAUUUUGCCCCGGGUCCCCAGCUUAAAAGAGGCUGCAAAGCGAAAAAGCCCCUUAGAAUUUCUUGAAACAAGAUUGCUUUACCGAUAAUAUAACUUUGUAUUGCCGGAUAAUGUGCAAUAAAGCGUAAUCUAAUGCUUGUGAUGUUACUCUGAGUGUAUAUCCACACCGGGCAAGCUUGAAAAAUACGCCUGGCGGGUCACGGUGGGAAUCGAACCUAUGACCUUUGGAAUACACUCAGAGUAACAUCACAAGCAUCAUAUUCACCUGAGUACAUUACACCAACACAGAAAAAAGCGUAAUAUAUUGUAAACACUGUUUUUCCUAUUUUAUAAUUAUGAAACCAUGGCUGUUCCAUGACCACUACAUGUUGUUUUUUUAGUGGACAAUUGAUGACAAACCAGUGAAGGGAAAAGUGAAGAAAAAUGGCACUAAAAAACCACCAAAGAAACCAGCAUCGGAAUCUGGUGAAACUGACGACUCCAGUUCAGACUCAUCUGAUGGUAUGGUGAUCUAGCCUAUUAAAUGAGCCCAAAUUGCCCACUGAACCAUUAGAAAUAUUUUCUUCUUAGAUUCUGAUUCUGGUUCAUCGUCAUUAUCACAAGAAAAUGAGGGAUUUGACGACGGUUUGGAUGAAUAUUGCAUCGGAGAUCAAGCUGAUCGAGACAGAUUGGAGAAAAUGACAGAGAAAGAACGUGAACAGGAGAUUUUUAAUCGUCUUGAACGAAGAGAAGCUAUGAAAACUCGCCAGGAAAUAAAACAAAAACUUAAACUUGCAAAAAAGAAAGAAAAGAAGAAAAAGGAGAAGGAAAAAGCAGUGAACGAGAAGGAUGGUGUUGGCGGGAUUGCAUUCAGUCGAAGUGGAAGAAAGAAAGCGAUGGAAGAAAAGAAAGUGAAGGCGUUUAAUGAACUGAAACAGAGGCGACAUGAGAAGAAAGAGAAGGCAUUGUUAGAGAAGAAAGAGCCAUGGAAAACUAACGAGGUUUAUAGUUCUGAUGAUGAUGCUGAAGAGGAACAGGAAGAGCAGGUGGAACAAGCAGCGUCAUCUGAAGACGAGAGUGAUGAAGAGUAAGUUGUCAGGGGUGACAUGACCCAUCUGGAUAUUACCCAGUAUGCCCUCAGUAGGAUUAAGUGAAAUAUACACCCACCCUCCUUCCCCGCAACUCAACACUUUAAUACGUACCUGCUUGAUCAUUUCAUCAAUCCCUUUUAUCUUUGUCUUGGAAUGACCCAAUUGAUGAACUAAAGUCAUUCUGGAUUUUAAAUAAAACCAUGAUUUUAUUUUUAAUAAAGACAGUAAAAUAAAAAGGUCUUCAAAUGUUUGAAAUUUUAAAAAUUAGAUGUCCUGAAAUCUGAUACGUCCAUCCCAAGAGUUAAGAGUGCCAUACCUAACCUAAAAAUCUCAAAAAGAAUACUUGUAUUCUAAUAUGUGUAUAAUUGUGCUUUUUUUAUUUCACCUAGAGCAAUGGAGGAAACAGAAGAAAAAGUCAGCAGCGUGGAGGACGUGGAAAAAGUUAGAUUAUCACGUCAUAAAAUGGAAAAGUAAGGAAGUCGCUGUGAUUACUAUCAGUACAUAACAGGGUGAGGCAGUUAAUCAAUAAACUGGAGAAAAAUGAUGUUUUUUGAAAACCUAUUCAACUGAUGUUGUUCUAGUACAUAAUUAUCUGAAGUAGUCUCGAACAAUUGGGAAAUCAUAGUUGACAAUACUAAUUUGAACACUGUUUAGGUGGGUUCAUAUGCCAUUCUUUGAAGACCUAGUGAAAGGUUGCUUUGUCCGUAUUGGUAUUGGUCAAAAUGAAGGUCGAUCAAUCUACAGGGUAUGUCUCCACAUUUUGCAUGUACCAUAUUUUAUUCUACACCUUAUAUACAUUUUAUGUUAUUCAAUUUUUUUCAAACAUUUGUCCUGUUUCAUUUGACUUCAUUUUUUUAUCACAGGUAGCACAAAUCAUGGGAGUUGUGGAAACAGCCAAAGUAUAUAGCUUAGGAAGCACAAGAACAAAUAAAGGACUGAGGCUCAAGUAAGAACUCUGACUCACUGUACCUGUGAGGAGCUUCAAUUGAUUUUUUGGCUGAUUCAUUAUAUUUAUAUGUUAUAUAGACAUGGUAAACAGGAAAGAGUGUUUCGUUUGGAGUUUGUUUCUAACCAAGGCUUUACAGACACAGAAUUUACACGCUGGGUAGCAGAGGUAUUAACAUUCUUCUGUGGUCAUAUUUUUUGGUAUAAUUUGAUAUUCUAGCUAACCCUUUAAAUUAAUAUUAUGCACCCUACUUGGCUACUCUAAUAUUUUACUCUGUCUAACACAAGAUGGCUUUAUUUGUCAAAGGGAAAGUGCUGCUACUUCACUGUUGAAAUUUUUUAUUCAAUUUCUUUUGAAUUGUGAGCAGUCAAGUAGAACUGAUUUCUAGCUAUAUAUAUCCAUGAGGAAAUUUUCCUCUGUAAGUGGAAAUCCUCCUAAAGGCGUUCUUGCAGAAGUGCAUGAAUAUGAUUUUUCAGUCAAAAUUUCCAUUUGUGAAAAUCAUCAACAUCAUGAUUUUUGUUUCUUUGGCAGAUGGAAUCGAAUGACAUUCCUGUUCCAACAAUGGACGAGGUUGACAAUAAACUACAAGAAUUACAGAACAGCAAGAACUAUAGUUACCAAGACAAUGAUGUGGACAAGGUACUAUGGAGAUUCUGAUAACAAAUUAGAAUGUUCAUAUUGUUGUGUUUCCUGUUUCUUGUCAUUCAUCUUAAUUUGAGCCACUGGUGACUUUGGCAAUGGCUGGAGCCUAAGUAAUAUCUUCCUGUACAGCACCUGUUUUGCAGCAGUUUCAAUCACUUGGGAUGUCAUUUAUUCCAUGAAUUGUUAUGUUUUAUAGAUUGUUGCAGAGAAAACAAAGUUUAGAAAAACGCCAUUUAAUUAUGCUAUGAAGAAAAAUCAACUACUCAGAUCAAAGGUAAAUUAUAUUAACAUUGCAUUGAAAACAUCUGUCUGCCCUUAAAAUAUCUCAACCAUUGCAAACAAUUUUAUCACUUAAAUGUUCAAACGCUAUUCAUAGUGUUUCUCAAGCCCUGGUCAAAUGAGAAUGAGAGUUGCUUUUCUUAUUUCCAUUUGACCACCAAGUCACAAACUUCUAAACAUUUGACAAUUUUUUUUUUAUUAAUUCUUUGUGUGUUAUUAUGAAGGAAAUAGCUGAGCAACAAGGGAAUCUAGACGAAUCUCAAACACUUCAAAGUGAACUGGAGGAACUAGAAGAAAGAGCACAAGAGUUGGAUAAAAUGAGAAGUAGAGGACUUAGUGCUAUCAGGUAAAUGAUCUACACACACCUGAAUGGUAUUUUUGAAGCUCCUUCAACACUGUAUUGUGCAACAGAUAAAAUAUCUGCCAGCCUUUCCCCACUCUGGGGCAAGGAAAUGCUACAAAGAUAUAAUUUUUUGUAUCUUUAAUAUUUCAGUUACAUUAACGAAAGAAAUCGUAAGAAGAAUAUUGUAGAAGCUGAGAAAGCAAUUGUGGUGAGUUCUUUUAUUGAAGACAGCCAAUCCUCUAGAUACUUUGUGUAUUUUAAUGCAUGGAAUACAUUGUCAUUCUAAAUUAUUUUUAGGAAGAGGCAAAGACUGACGAAAAGAAAGCUGAUCCAUUCACAAGAAGGAAAACAUUACCUCAACUUGUUGCCAAGGUUGGUCUUAAUAUAGUGUGGUCCACAGACUUGGGCGAAAAUGAACAGAGUCAGUCUGUGUGUCAGGCUCUAUCCUUGGAAUAGAGCCCGCUGCUGAAGUCAGUAAAAAGUGGACAGUGAUUUGGAUGCACGAAAAUAACAAUCAAUCAAAACGGCGAUUGUUAAUUAGAUUUUUUUUUCAUUUUCCUUUUUAACCUGCAGAUCAAUAAAGGUCCAGAUUUUACUCCAGAACAAAUCCGUCGACUUCAAGAGGAAGCUGCAGCAGACAAUAUUCAUGUCAAUAUACCUGGGGUAUGUUGAUAUACCCACAUUAACAUAGAGAAAUCAUUUUGAUUUGAACAUGUCCAACAGUAUAUGUAUAACAUUUUUAUCACCAUAUUAAAUUUUCUUCAGGCCAGUCAAACACCAAUGGCGGGAGAUCAGGUACGUUAGGAAUUAAAUCUUGAAAGGUUGGUUCCAGUGUAGCUAUAGAUACAAUAUCAGGACAGCUCUGGUGUGAAAGACAAGCGUUUGACAAUGCAUGCUACAUUAACGUUGUAACAUUUUAAUUUUAGAGCCUGGACUCAACAGACACGUCAAAAGAUCACAAUAGAAGACCUUCUCUAACAACAGAAAACGAAGAUCUUUUUAAUGCACAUGACUUCGACAUCAAAAUUGAACUUGACUUCCCAUUGCCAGGUAAGACUUGGCCUUGGUCUCAUGAAAAUGAAACCCAUCUCCUCUCUUGCAAAGCCUAUGAGCAAUCUCGUGCAAACCUUCGAAGUUCAUUAGAGAAUGCUUCAUCUGACGAGAUUAAUCUAAACUCUCAAACUCUAUCAGCAGACCUAAUGAAGUCAACUGAUAGUGAAAUCAUAACCAAACUUUCAAAACUUGUUUAUUCAUGUUUCAAGCAAAGACUUAAAUACAUUGAAACCAGGAAUGCGGAUUAGCAAAGGUUGUAAUAAUAGCAUACUUGUCUUCUUUCUUUCCUCUUAAUUCUUCUUAAUAUUGUAUUAGUCUAUUAUAAAUCAUUCCACAAAUAAUAAUCUGUAAUAGUCCUAGUUUAUCAUAGUUUCUUCUAUAUAUUGUUUGUAAUGCUUUAGCAAUUUACCAUGUAAAGGCACCCAAUUUCUCUCCUUCACAUAUGUGUUCCAUUUUACCCUUCAAGUGGCAAUGCACCCUGAUGCGCCCACUUUAUUAUUUUACUCUGUCUAACAGCAGACAAUUUUACUGAUGAAGAGGAGACUGCUGUCACUCAAUGGGUUAAAGAAAACACAAUGGAAACAAUACUUCAUUCUGUAUUAUAUUUUCACAGAUAAUCGUCCGGCAUCGGCGACUCCGAAAGCAACGAACCACAAUAAGCAGAAUGCACCUCGGAGAUCUUUAAAUCUAGAAGACUACAAGAAACGGAGAGGUCUUAUUUAAUGCAAGCAAAUAUCCUUUAACACAGCAUUAUGUGCGGUCUAUUUGUUCAUACAUAUUCC